AAUCUGCCGGCGGGCGGAUUGCGGGUUUCGCGGGCGAAACACCUGUUAGCCAAACUUAAUUACACACGAGAUCCGGCGUGGACGCGACCGCCGGACGCUCGGCACGACGGGACACGAGGAAACGUGCCGGUAAAAGCAUUCUACGGGGGUCUCGUAAAUAUAGAAAAUAAGCUUGGAUUUGACUUCUAAUUCCAGAUUUCAAUCACUUCAUGCCUUCAUCUAUAUUCAUGUUGACGGUCGCAGGCGGAUUAGGAGUUUAAAUUGCAUUUUAGCUCCGUUGUGACUUUCCCCCGAGGCGACGCCGGCCCGGAGAGAAGAAAAAAUGGAAAGCUUCACAUUUAAUGUAUUUACACCACGCGUGUGCAUUAGAACUGUAAACAUGCUGCAGAAUUCACCUCGGGAAGAAAGGGCAGUUUUUUCUAUGAUUUCUAUUAAUUCUAAUUAGCCUAAACUUUUAAAAAAUCCACCUUAAUGUGUACGUAAAAUAAAUAAAGAAGCUCAACAUCUGAGUAAUGCUUAAGAGCCAAUUAAUGUUCACGUUCCAAAAUGUAUAGAAAAAUCUAUCGUCUCUAUAAACGUUACCAAGAUCGAUGUUUAUAAACUGAUUAUACCCUCAACAAACUGAUUUAUUUGGGGUUUAAUGACUUUGUGAAAGACGGAUUGCACUUUUUUUUGUUGCCUUAAACUUGAUCAAAAUCUCCUCAGAAGCCGAACUGGAGACAAACCGCAUGAGAAAGAAAUGUUGUAAAUAAGUUACAGGCUAAAGCCGUCAAAUGUGCCGAUAUAUCAUCACACGUCACGCCUUGGAAACCCGUGUGUGUGUGUGUGUGUGUGUGUGUCUCAAGGCUGGCAUGCCUGAACACAGUUAAACUGAGGAGGAAACUGUAGAUUAUUAAAUUCCUCAUGUGUAGACCAGCUGUUUUGUGUGUGUGGUUUGGCCCUCAUUGAGGGUCUUCUGAGAAGUGCUUAUGUGGCACCUCAGCUCCCCUUCAUCACUUCCUGAUGUUGUCCCUCUUCGGUCACUUUCCGUUUUUUAAGGCCGUCUCUCUUCGGAGAGAUUGGACGCCUUAAAAAACAAAAAAAGAUCCCGUUGUUUUUUUUUUUUUCCAUAAAUGUAAAAUUAAUAAUCAGUUGUGUUUAAAGGCGGCUUGAGACCACAUCUCGUCCCGCUUUACCUCCACGUCUCCAUCUCGGCUCCCGGGGGCCCUCCCCCCUUCUCCCUGUCUUUUUAAUUACGGGGGCCUCCAAUUGGCGGAGACAUUUUUCUGAAAGCGCUAACCCAAUCACGCGUCUCGUAUAGGUGUCCCAGGACCCCCCACCCCUCCCGCAGGUGGUCCCCGGUGUUAACGAACGGACUCGGUUUAAAACAUUGCCAGAUAUCUUCGCCAGGCCAGUUCUAUCAGAAAGGCCGCAGGGACCGAGUGCACCAGGAACCUCUACCACACACACACACACCAGGUGGACUGAGUCACCUGGUCUGGCGGCGGCUUCCUUUGAGUCCACAUCUGGAUCCGCAGACAGAAGACGAGACAACCACAGGAGAAGAAGAAGAAGGUCGAGUCAUGGCUGGAAGGAGGAGAACCACCAGUUUCUCCGGCGUGUUGGUCGCAGCUCUGCUGGCUGUGAUUCUGCUGCCUGCGUUCCUGUCUGCUGGACCGAUUGGGCGAAAGCCGAAAGGAGAUGAGGGAGACAGUGUCCCGGACAACGCGGCUGCCAACAGGAAGCUGGUCCGCAACCGCAGGAACAUCAGCUGGUACAAGCAGAACUCAGACUUCUGGGGCUGGUACAAGUACUUCACUGAAAACGGCAACCAGGAGGCAAUCCAGGAGAUGGACCGCAUCUACCUGGCCUACCUCCAGAACAAGAACAGAGCCGAGGGCCGGCGCUCCUACAAGGCCUACUUGCGCCACCUGGGGGACAUCUACAAGUCCUGCUCCGAUUCCGACGACCCCGACUGCGUGUCUUCCUACACCAGCAGGCCUAAACCGGAGGCCCCGAAGCCUGCGCCUGUGAAAACAUGCGACCCCACCAAGGACGCCUACUGCCUGUACGCCGCUCUGGUCCAGGGCAAGAGUCCCUACCUGCCUCUGGCGCUCCCAGCUGCCGCCCCCGCCCCGGUGAAGGCCCCGGCCCCAAUGUACGCCCGCUCCGCUGCUCCGGCGAAGGACACCCAGUCGGGGUAUUACUACUACUCUCCGUCCGCAUCGUCCUUCCUUUCCAAGGAGCAGAAGACGGAGCUGCUGCGCAUCUGCGCCGCCGAAGAUGUGGAGUGCAUGCAGUACCACUUGAGGGCGGCCCACGGGCACGCGCCGUCUGCCGGACCCCAGCCUUCCUACGCCCACCUCGGCUGCGACCCCAGCAGAGACCCCAACUGCAACCCCAAACUGGUGCAGAAAGCCUCCUCCGGGCUCUACCUGCAGUACCCCAACUGCGAUCCGCUCCGGGACCCCCUGUGCGCCCACAGCGCCGCCCUCGCGGCGCCUCGUGCCCCGAACCCGCCUGCCGCAGCCGGCCCCGGAUCCUGCAACCCUCUUUAUGAAGACGGCUGCAACCCCCUGACUGCCACCAGAUUUGCCAACCCCCCCAAGGCGUAUCGCAAUGAGGACGACGAGGAGGCCGCUGCCAUUCGUGCCGCUCCUUCCGCUGGGCAGAGCGACCCUUAUGCCAUGUUCAGGGACGCUUACGCGAAUGCCAACAGAGUCAACGACCCCUACGCUAUGCAGCGCCAGGCUAAUGACCCCUACGCUAUGCAGCACCAGGCUAAUGACCCCUACGCUAUGCAGCGCCAGGCCGCGGCUAAUGACCCCUACGCUAUGCAGCACCAGGCCGCGGCUAAUGACCCCUACGCUAUGCAGCGCCAGGCCGCGGCUAAUGACCCCUACGCUAUGCAGCGCCAGGCUAAUGACCCCUACGCUAUGCAGCACCAGGCCGCGGCUAAUGACCCCUACGCUAUGCAGCACCAGGCCGCGGCUAAUGACCCCUACGCUAUGCAGCGCCAGGCCCCAGCUUCUCCUGCGGCGAAUGACCCUUACGCCAUGCUGCGCCGAUUCAUGGCCCAAGCUCAAGGCAACAACCCCCACGCCGAACACAUGGAGGCGGCUCCGGAGACCAACCCCAACGAUCCCUUCGGCGCGAUCCGCGAGGCGGCGGCCGCCAUGCAUCGCCGCGGCGGUGCCGCCGGCGCCAGGCAGCAGUUCCCUUUUGCCAGUCCAAGUUACGAGGAGCCCGCCCCGGAGGAGCGCCACCCUCUGGGCCCCCCGGGUAAAACCAAGGAGGGCUACGAAUGCUUCGUCGGCUACGACCGCGAAUGCACCCCCGUCGCGAAGCCCGCCGAGCCUCGCGCCCACCGCCCCGUCCCGCACCCGGCCGAGGCCCACGAGCCCCACCUGAACGCCGACGGCACCCGCAGCGGAGUCCUGGAGCCCUCCGACCCGCACUGCGACCCGGAGUACGACCGCGACUGCCGCCUGCGCCGCUACGAGCCGGAGCCCGAGGCCGAGCGCCGCGCAGAGGAGGACCGCAGCCAGGGGGCGGCAGAGAGCGAGCAGCCGGAGCAGCCGGAGCCGUACGAGGGGGAGCCCAACCAGAGCGGCCAGGAGGAGCCUCACAUGGCCUACCAGCCUCUCUCACAGGGUAUGCCCAGCCUGCAGGACAUACUGAGGCGCUACGGAGACCAGCACCCCGAGCAGGUCGAUCACAGAGCCUACGGAGACGACUACCGCAAGAAAUAAACACGCUAACACACACACGCGUGUGCAUGCAGAUGGACAUGAACACAGUCCCAUGUGUUCUUGUAGCUUAGCCAUUGAGCGCAGUCCUACCGGGACCAGAUAUGGGACACGAGAGAACUCUAUGGACCCGAUGAGCGAGUACACGUACACACACACCUUCCAGCUGAGGGUCCACACACACCUUAAAGCUGACGUUCUCGUCUCUUUAGCCCCGUUGCUUUUGGCCAAAUGCUUUCCAGUGUCCGCCUCCUCCAACCACUCGAAUGCGUAAUGACUUCUCAAUGCUCCGCUUCGCUUCUGUAUCGAUUUGCAUCUCAUAUUUUUUUUAAACGUGUUUGUUCCUCUUUUUUUGUGUCAGUGAUGGAUUAUGUGAAGAUUUUUUUUUUUUCGUUUUUGAAUGUUCUAAUAAAAAUCUGUCGAAAGCUG
Messenger RNA from Pseudoliparis swirei, 4157 nucleotides. It is a transcript of the gene and1, whose product is annotated as actinodin1. NCBI's taxonomy places the organism in Eukaryota, Metazoa, Chordata, Actinopteri, Perciformes, Liparidae. The transcript has 7 exons. The record is from RefSeq and is a predicted model, not a curated record. The coding region runs from base 1563 to 3731 and encodes 722 amino acids.